This is a messenger RNA of Salmo salar (Atlantic salmon), 3773 nucleotides long. Its product is annotated as plakophilin-3. Gene Ontology annotation, cellular component: adherens junction; plasma membrane; nucleus. Gene Ontology annotation, biological process: cell-cell adhesion. Gene Ontology annotation, molecular function: protein binding. Lineage: Eukaryota; Metazoa; Chordata; Actinopteri; Salmoniformes; Salmonidae. The record is from RefSeq and is a predicted model, not a curated record.
UUCUGCAUUUAUCAGAGUGCCACCAGGUAGCCUUUUUUCAGAUGUGUCCAUGUAAACAGGAUGAUUAGGGGAAUCGUUCUUCAAGCAAAGCAAUAACUACUAUAUGGAUCUAACUAUCCACAAUAAUCGCAUUAUUGUGUGCAUGUAACCGUACUCAAUGAGAGUUUAUUUUCCUGUGCCAGGUAGCCUAUUCUCCCUCACAGACUCCACCCCGUUGUUAUUUCAGCAUAUACUGUAUAGUUCUUUACCGACGGAGCAGUCGUUAGAAAACUAUCUAACAUAUGAGCGAGCAACUCAACACCGAAUACCGACUAUACUGAUGACCAAAUUAAUUAUUUCCAGAUCAGAAUUUGUUUAGACGAGAAACACGCACAUUGCGCUCUCGGUUGGAAACCUUGGAACUUUUAUAUUGCCUUCCGAGUUUCGACAAUGAGUUUCGGGGCUCAAGAUAAAGUCUUUCUGUCUGCUUUGCAGCCCAAUACCGCGGUCAGUACUUACGCGAUCCCGUCCGAGAUCCAACUCGAGGGGAAAGGGGGCAACCUGUCGGAUGAGAUGACCCGGGCCAAGCGGGUCCAGCAGCAGGUUGCUAUGCGUCUCGCCGAGAAAACCUCGACGCUUUCACGACAGAACGGCUCAGCCACACACUAUACCUCCUCAGAACACGGCGGUUCUUCAACAAUGAAGUACCAGACCUUCAACCCAGGGUUCAGCUCUAAGUCCUACGUCUACACAGCCUCCAGACCUGUCAUGGCACCCAGGAUGUCUCACUACUCUGGUGGUUUCUCCUCCCGCUCGGCGAUGGACCUGAGUGGUGGUCAGAGGCUCAGCAUGGGGGGAGGAGGAGGAGGAGGAGGAGGAGGGUACCGGUACCGCGAUAACAUGAGCCUGAGUGGGGGCUACCAGGGGGGAGGGGGCUACCAGGUUGGAGGAGGAGGGGCCAUGAGGCAACAGAUGUCCACCGUGAACCGGGCGAUGAGCCGUGACACCGGCCCAGACCUAGAGACCAUGUCCCUGCGUUCCGUUAGGCUCCAGAACAUGCCCGCUCAGCCAUCCCCAGUGGCAGCCUGGGUGGAUGCGGAUGGCAGUGAUGUGGUCAGCCUCGUCUCGGACCAUGAUGCCACAUUCAACCGCCAGCAGUCUGUCUACAGCACCGUCAAUGGAGGAGCCUACAGCUCUGGGACCCAGAUGAGACAGGCAGGAGGAGGAGGGUCCAUGGCCUACCAAGCCCCCAUGAGGAUGGGGGGAGAGGAGAUGAUGAUGGUCCAGCAGCAGCAUUCCUUUAAAGGGCCAGCGUACCGCACCAUCAGCAGGAUCAACAACAGGAACAACAGGAUGUCCGUGGGCUCCAUGUCUGGGGCUUCUACCCUGCCCCCUGGGGGAAGUAGCUACGGCGGUGGAGGGGGAAGCUUCGUCAUGUCCAGGGCUUCCACCCUCCCCCAAGGGGGGAGCAGCUACGGCGGUGGAGGAGGCGGUGGAGGAGGAUUCAUGAUGGGUCAGAUGUCGUCUGGGUCUCAGGGGAAUCUGAUGAUGAUGCAGCAGCACAGACAGACCACUCUGCCCAGGACCAUGUCUAUCAAGAGCAUGCACAGUGUUGGGAAGGGCAUGGAUAUCUACGACGGGCAGAUGGACAUGACAGGCAGCAUGGGAAACCUCAGCAGGAUCAAUAACAUGGACAUGGCUACGGCGGUGAGGUACCUGGCAGAGGGGGAUGCUGAGUUGCAGGUUCUGGGAGCAGCUUUUAUCCAACAUGAGUGUUACAACGACACUGAGGCCAAGAAAGAGGUGUACCGCUGUAAGGGCAUUCCUGAGCUGGUGAGGCUGUUCAACAGUGAGAACCAGGAGGUGGCUCGCUACGCCACGGGCGCCACGAGGAACCUCAUCUACGAGAACAUGGACAACAAGGUGGCCCUUAUCGAGGGGGGAGGGAUCCCACAACUCAUAGAGGCUCUGAAGGUGAAUGACGACGAGCUACGCAAGAACAUCACAGGUAUUCUGUGGAACCUGUCAUCCAAAGACAACCUGAAGGAGAAACUAGCCAAGGAGACGCUAGGUGAGCUCACAGAGAGGAUCCUGAUCCCGCUCUCAGGAAGUGGAGACUCUGAGGUCAUCCAGCAGAGCCCCUCUGAGGUUGACAUCUUCUACAACACCACCGGAUGUCUCAGGAACCUGAGCUCAGUGAAUGAGAAGACCAGACGGCAGAUGCGGGAGACCAACGGUCUGGUGGAUGCCCUGGUAGGAUACAUCCAGGCCUCGAUACAGGACGGCAAGGUGGAGGAAAAGGGAGUGGAGAAUGCAGUGUGUGUUAUGAGGAACCUCUCCUAUCAGCUGUACAGUGAGAUGCCGCCCUCGGCCAUGCUACGUCUGGAAGGACCAACCAGAGGCCAGGACACCAGCAGGAGUGAAGCCAUUGGUUGCUUCACACCUCAGAGCAAGAAAGUAAAAAAUAAGAUGAACCAGGACCUGGUUACAUUCACCGAGGUGGCCCGCGUGCCCAAGGGUCUGGAGUGGCUGUGGCACCCCCAGGUGGUGGGGUUGUAUAACCGCGUGCUGCAGGGCUGUGAGUUCAACUUCACCACCCGCGAGGCUGCAGCCGGGGCGCUGCAGAACAUCACAGCUGGAGACAAGAGAUGGGCGGGGGUGCUGAGUCGUGUGGCUCUCGAGCAAGAGAGGAUGCUUCCUGUGAUGUUGGACAAACUGAGGACCAAUAAUGACCUGGAGCUGCGAUCCCUCACAGGUUUCCUCAGAAACCUGUCACGCCAUGCCAAGGACAAGAACGCCAUGGCAACCAAGACAGUGAACAACCUGGUGGACAAGCUCCCUGUUGACGGUCAGCAGAAGGAGCCGUCCAGCGACGUGGUGGUCAACAUCUGUGGAGCGUUGAACAACAUGGUGACCUGCAGCGCCGUUGCAGCCCGGGACAUCACUUUCUUUGACGGGCUGCAAAAACUGGUGGCCAUCAAGAACUCCAACGACAGCAGCCCGGGGAAGCUGAAAGCAGCCAAAGCAGCAGCCACAGUCCUCUGCAACAUGUUCCAAUACAAGAAGCUGCACAAGGACUACAAACAGAAAGGGUUCACACGACCAGACUUUGCAGACAUGACAAUCUAAAAAAAGGAACAGAUACAAUGUCUCUCGCUCUCCUUCUACCAAGCGGCUGGAAACGUAUCUGAACACUUCAGUGGUCAAAGACUGGUCUGUACAACUGAAAACAUUGCUCCUUGGGCUACUUCCUACUUACGCACACAUGGAGUUGGAUGAACUAUACUACAGUGCAAGUGACAACAAAGACGGAACCUGUUUAGGGAUGACCUUAAUGGUGGACUAUGAUGAUAACGGACCCCCUUUUCCUUAUGCGCUUGAAUACCGUAUGUAUUCAAUGCUAUAUGUUGAAUGUAAUGUAUGUAUUCAAUGCUAUAUGUUGAAUUUAAUAUAUGUAUUCAAUGCUAUAUGUUGAAUUUAAUAUAUAUUCAAUGCAAUAUGUUGAAUUUAAUAUGAUAGUUAUUCAAUGCUAUAUGUUAAAUUCUAUAUAUAUUCAAUGCAAUAUGUUGAAUUUAAUAUGAUAGUUAUUCAAUGCUAUAUGUUGAAUGCUGUAUGUUCUAUAUGGUGGACAAAUAACUUCUUUGUGUCCAUCAUUAGACUAUGAGACCAUUCUUAUCUCCAUUUACAAUAUGAAAAAAUAAUCAACAACUAUUUUUACAAUGUGCUUUUUAACUGUUAACUGCAGGUCGAAUACAUCUGCAUCAUUUGUAACUAAUAAAGCUGACGUCAAUGAA